This is a messenger RNA of Panicum hallii, 4126 nucleotides long. Its product is annotated as ubiquitin carboxyl-terminal hydrolase 9-like. NCBI's taxonomy places the organism in Eukaryota, Viridiplantae, Streptophyta, Magnoliopsida, Poales, Poaceae. The record is from RefSeq and is a predicted model, not a curated record. Bases 1 to 2799 code for a protein of 932 amino acids. Gene Ontology annotation, molecular function: cysteine-type deubiquitinase activity. The transcript is spliced from 17 exons. Gene Ontology annotation, biological process: protein deubiquitination.
AUGACGAUCCCGAGCGCGGAGGGCUUCCUCCAGGCCUCGAGCUGCCUCCCGUGUACGGCGGAGGAGGAGCGGGAGCUCGUCGCCGCGCUCACCAGGGAGGCCGAGGAGAAUGUCAAGGACGGGGAUCUCCGCUACCUCGUCUCGCAGAGCUGGUGGAUGGAGUGGCAACGUUACGUGGGCUUAGUCAGUUGCGAUGAGAAUGGCAAUGAGCAGCUUCCUCAGGCUACGAAUAGACCCGGACAGAUUGAUAACUCAAAGCUUGUUUCAGCAGAAACAAUCAGUGGUAGUGAAGAGCCAGAGCUUCAAAGGACCUUGAGAGAAGGGGAGGACUACACUUUGGUGCCACAACAAGUUUGGUGGAAGCUAUUUCAAUGGUAUAAAGGUGGACCAGAAAUCCCCAGAAAAGUAAUUUUUGAUAGCCCAACUUGCAAGGGUUACAUGGUGGAUGUCUAUCCUCUCUGUCUGAAAUUAAUUGAUGGAAGAGACAAUUCUGAACAGAAUAUCAGAAUAAGUAGAAAGGCCAAAAUUCAUGAGCUUUACUCAGUGGUUUGCUCACUCAUGUCAGUAGAGCAGUCUGAGAUUGUCAUCUGGGACUAUUACCAAAAGUCAAAGAGCAAGAAGUUGACUAAUCUCAAUGAGACACUAGAUGAAGCUCAAAUUACCAUGGACCAGGAGAUCCUCUUUGAGAUGAAGCUAGAUGAGAGCAGUUCAGGUUUUAGUUCAAGAUCCACAAAUAAUGAGUUGGCACUAAUUCCUUUAGGACCUUCAACAUCAUCAUUAUCAAUUGCUGGAGGGCCCACCAUUUCAAAUAGUUUUUCAUCUGGAAUUGGUUCUAGUUUUUCACAAGAUAAUAGCUUCAGUCCUUUACUAAAGGACUCAGCAGAUGGUUACAAUAGUUUCAGCAAUGGAACUAAAGAUGAUACUCACGGAUUGAGUGGUUUACAUAACUUGGGUAAUACAUGCUUCAUGAAUAGUGCCAUACAAUCCUUGGUUCACACACCUCCCUUGGUAGAGUACUUUUUGGAGGACUAUACUCGUGAGAUAAACACAGAAAAUCCACUAGGGCUCCAGGGUGAACUUGCAGUAGCAUUUGGAGAGCUACUUAGAAAACUUUGGUCAUCUGGUCGAACUUCUGUUGCUCCACGUCCAUUUAAAUCAAAACUUUCUCGUUUUGCCCCGCAGUUCAGUGGAUAUAAUCAGCAUGAUUCUCAGGAGCUACUUGCAUUUCUGUUGGAUGGACUGCAUGAAGAUCUCAACCGUGUCAAAAAGAAACCAUAUAUUGAGGCAAAGGAUGCUGAUGGCCGUCCAGAUGAUGAAUUUGCUGAAGAAUGCUGGAAUUACCAUAAAGCUCGAAAUGACUCAAUAAUUGUAGAUAAGUUUCAAGGCCAAUACAAGUCUACAUUGGUGUGCCCAGUUUGUAACAAAAUCUCUGUUACCUUUGACCCAUUUAUGUACUUGUCACUACCAUUGCCAUCAACAGUUACUCGAAUGAUUACUGUAACUGUAUUCAGUGGUACUGGAGAUGCUCUUCCAAUGCCUUUCACUGUGACAGUGCAGAAAAAUGGAAAUUGCAGAGAUCUUACCAAAGCUCUUGCUGACGUUUGCUGCUUAAAAAGUUCUGAGACAUUGUUACUUGCAGAGGUUUACGAGCGUCGGAUCUACCGCUACCUUACAAAUCCAAUUGAGGGACUUCACAAUAUAAAAGAUGAAGAUAUACUUGUUGCAUAUAGGCUCCCAGUUGGUCAUGAAAAACUUUUGAGGUUGGAGAUACUUCACCGUAGGGCAGACAGAUGUGCUGCUGAGCCCCAGUUUAAUAUCAACCGGAAGCUCAUUGGGUGCCCCCUUGUGACUUGUAUUCCUAAUGACUCCACUGGAAAAUCUGACAUUUAUGUGGCUGUCUCUGCUGUUCUUGUUCCAUUUGUACGAGCAAAUGCACAUGGCCCUGAUGUGUCUGCAGUCAAGUUGAAUGGCAACGGGCCAAGUCUGGAUGGUAUUGUACUGACGGAUAAUGGCACCACCUGCGAGGAGGGUCUGUCUACAUCAACUGGGGAUGAUGAUGCAGUUGAUGAACAUUUACCUUUUCAGCUUUCCUUGACUGAUGAAAAAGGUAGUGUGAGAAAUGCUAUAAACACGGAUUCUAAUCGUGUUUUAGGAAUAGUUAUGAGGGUUUUGAUGGAUUGGUCUGAUAGAGAGCAUGAGAUGUACAAUAUUGAUUACAUGGAUGAAGUUCCUGAAGUCUUCAAGCCUGGUUUUUUGUCAAAGAAGACCCGGCAAGAAGCAGUGAAUUUAUUUUCAUGCUUGGAUGCCUUUCUGAAGGAGGAACCUCUGGGGCCUGAUGAUAUGUGGUAUUGCCCUGGCUGCAAGGAACACAGGCAAGCUACCAAGAAACUGGACUUGUGGAGGCUGCCCGAGAUAUUGGUAGUUCACUUGAAAAGGUUCUCAUACAGCCGCUAUAUGAAGAACAAGCUUGAUACUUUUGUGAACUUUCCAAUCCAUGAUCUCAAUAUGAGCAAGUAUGUGAAGCAGACGUCAAGAGGUGAUCGGCAGCCCAUGUAUGAACUCUAUGCGGUGAUCAAUCAUUAUGGUGGUCUGGGUGGUGGACACUACUCUGCAUACGCCAAGCUAGUAGAAGAGGAUAACUGGUAUCAUUUUGAUGAUAGUCAUGUCUCCUCUGUUAAUGAGGAUGCGAUCAGAACGUCUGCAGCAUAUGUGCUUUUCUACCGACGUGUUGGAGGUUCAAGUACAGUAGCAAAUGGCAUUCCAGUCGACAUUGAAAUGGUUGAUUCACUGGAGACAUAGCUCCCCAAAUCAAAAGCAAAUGUCAGUACAAUAUUGUGGACGGAAAUAUGGAGCUCAGAAUAUUGCUCGAAUUUGCAUGUCUGAACAGUACAGAGUAUUGCUGUAUGGUUCAAUCGAGCUGUCGAAAGAUAUUUUGAGGGCGUAGCAGAGAUGGGAGAUCAAUUUAGCAUGGCAGCAUGGAUGGAUCUGCAGCCCCGCGUUACGACCAAUUAGGUUUCCUGAUUUCUUCUGUUACCCCACCCUUUUGAGUAGGAAUUGAUCUUGGCAGGUAAAUCAAGAAUACGUUGACGGCGAUGUGUAUGCUGAUGUGAUUUUUUUUGCUGAUAUGCAGAUGUAGCUCUUGGGUCUACUAUUAUUGUUGCUGUAAUGUAGCCAAGGGAUUGCAAACUGGGAAGAAAAAAGGAUGUAAAAAUGCUUCAUAUUCUUUUUGUUACAGUUGUGCUACGGCCAAAUUUUGGUUCCGAUUGCUCCUAUUAGACUGCCCCAUCCUCAUCAGCGCUUGCUGAGUGUCUUAUUCUGCGAGCAAUCAAUUCUCGCGGCUGGCCGUACCCUUGGCCAUUUGCCCAGCCGAGGCCCCACCCACCCCUUCCUUCCGCACGCAUCCAUCAGUCUCAUCGCAACUCUCCAUCCAUUUCUUCUCUCCCCCCUCGCAAGCUCUCUUCCAAAUCCACCCUGUUGCCACCUCCUGCGCUGCCCCUCCCUUGUCGCGCCUCCCCUCCCCACCACCUUUCUCCUGCGGCGUGCGGGCCUACGGUGACGGCGUGCGGUGGCAUGCGGCGCGAGCCGUGGCAACGGCGUACGGCGUGAGGGGCCGCGGCAACAGUGUGCGGCGCGGAGCUGCUGCGGCAGCGGGCAGCAGUAGCGGGCGGGCGGGCAGCGGCGGGCUUACAGGCGGAACAUCGACGACGGGGCGUGGAGUUGCAUAGGGCACGGGCGAGGAUGACGGCAAGUAUGAAUCCAUCGAGAUCUAUGGAACCUACUGCCUCAUCGAUGCGCCAGGCGGUGCCGCGUUGAGCCUUCCGCGGGAGGGAGCUUGGAGCGACAUGUCAUGAACAGAUUCAUUGAAAGAGCCUACAGAAAACUCAAGAUCAUAAAGUGAGCUCAUCAAUCAUGCAAGUUUGAAGUACAAUAAUAUGCAUUAUUUGUGAUAAUAUGCUUGUGAGAUGCCUGUAAAGUCCCAUGAAUAAUCAUGUCGUUUCAGUUUCUUAUGAUGUUGUAUUUUUGGAUUUAGCAUAGGGUGGAGGCAAAUUUGUUUGUUUACAAUUGCUAUUAUAUGCCCUAAUUUUGGCAUAAUAGAUUGAUGUAUUUGCACGAGGUUGAUCUGGAA